AUGGACGAAGGAUUCGAAAAAGGGCAAUCGGAUAAUCUACCUAAAAUAAAUGGAUUAAUGGUUGCUCAUUAUUUAUCAACAAAUAGUGAUUUUGUUGCCACCGAAAUGCGAGGGAUAAAAAUGCAAAGAUCGGCAAGAGACAGCUAUGGCGAUGAUGCUAUUGGUUAUGUUCAAGUAAAAAGAGUAGGUGAUGUAUGUACGGUUAAAUGUAGAAUCACGCCAGAACACCGCGUACGUACCACACCUUAUCAUUGCAGCUUAGAAUGUAAUGAAAAGGAUGAAGAAGUUUUAAAUGUAACCUGCGAAGAUUGUGCCGCCAGCAGAGGUGGCUGUAAGCAUACUAUAGCAUUUUUAAUGUGGCUACAUCGUCGAAGCGAGGAGCCUUCAACGACUGCUACCAAGUGUUAUUGGAAAAAAUCUAAGCUCUCAGGUAUUGGUACCACACUGAAAAUGAUUAAAGCUAAAGAUUUCGGUACAAGUGGUAUAACACUUCAUUCAGUCGGCCAGAAUGGAAAUAUUUUUUUUGACAAAAUGGUCGGGCCAGCCAUUCAAGGCGAUUUAUUUUCUAUUCUAUUGAGAUUUCGCGAAAAUACUUAUAUAGCCUGUGCCGACAUCGAGAAGAUGUAUAGGCAGGUGUUAGUCGUGGAAAAUCAACGCGACCUCCAGCUUAUAUUAUGGCGAAGCAAUCCAGAUGCACCCAUCGAGAGCUAUAGAUUGAACACGGUGACCUACGGGACUGCGUCGGCGCCUUUUCUAAGCAUAACGAAACGUGGUAUAUUAUCGAUUAUAUCUCAAAUUUUUGAUCCCUUAGGCUUGUUAAGCGCGACUAUAAUAUCUGUUAAAAUUAUAUUACAAAAAUUAUGGUUGUUAAAGAUUGAUUGGGACACAGAGUUACCUCACGAUGUGUCAAAUGAAUUUAAUAAGUUUUUAAAUAGUCUCAAUGAACUUUGUAACAUACGUAUACCGCGCCAUACAUUUGCUAGGUCUCACAUUCGUUCAGAACUACACAUUUUUACUGAUGCCUCUCAAGUAGCUUACGGGGCAUGUGCAUACGUACGUACCUUUACGCAAGAAGGUGUUACAAUAAGGUUGUUAUGCGCUAAGGGCAAAGUAGCCCCCUUAAAAACUUUAACUGUUCCUAGGCUUGAGCUGUGCGGCGCUAUAACGGGAGCUAGGCUUGCUGUGAAGGAUUUUUCCCCACUCACUCCUGCCCAUUUCUUGGUUGGUCGUCCACUGACGUCGCCUGCUAGUGAAGACUAUGAGCAAGCUGCACUUCAGCGACUCACGCGGUACCAACGAGUUGAGCAAGUCCGACAACACUUUUGGACCCGCUGGUCAAAAGAGUACGUUUCGGAGCUACAAGUGAGGACAAAGUGGAUGAAGAGUGGAGAUUCAUUAAAGGAAGGCACUCUUGUCCUUAUCAAAGAUGACAACAGCCCUCCGUUAAAGUGGAGCAUGGGCCGGAUCGUAUCUACGUUCCCUGGGAAGGAUGGAGUUUCUAGAGUUGCUGCCAAUAGAGUCGCAUCCGGCGCAAUUACACGGCGCGCCUUCUCUAAAAUUUGCCCGCUACCUCUGGAUGCAGCGGACAACGUAAACUCUUGGAAUUUGGAGCUUCCAAGGCCGGGGGCAUGUCAAGACGUAGAACGGAACGCCGCUUGA
Molecule: messenger RNA, 1659 nt
Organism: Vanessa atalanta (red admiral)
Lineage: Eukaryota; Metazoa; Arthropoda; Insecta; Lepidoptera; Nymphalidae
Exons: 5
Coding region: 1-1659 (552 amino acids)
Source: RefSeq, a predicted model, not a curated record